GCCAAUUGGAAAGAAGAUUGUUCAGGUCUCUGCAACUGAUAGGGAUGGCGAGGGGCCUAACAACAAAGUGACAUUCCUUGUAAAUGGAAAGGGAGCUGAAAGAUUCCAGAUUACCCCCGACACUGGUAUCAUCAGUCUACAUAGUUCACUUGUACCUGAUCAGAUAACCGCUGACAGAAAAUAUGAGAUAUUGGUUGAAGCCAAAGACAGUGGAGUACCCAGCCUCACAUCAUCAGUGACAGUGACCAUCACAGCCUACCCUAACAAUAAGUUACCUGUCUUUGUACCUAAGGAUGAAUAUGAUGUCACUAUACCAGAGGACACUAAG
Messenger RNA from Owenia fusiformis, 328 nucleotides. Lineage: Eukaryota; Metazoa; Annelida; Polychaeta; Sabellida; Oweniidae. The record is from the annotation of a GenBank genome assembly.